Labrus bergylta (ballan wrasse) is the source of this 1671-nucleotide messenger RNA. RefSeq names its product transmembrane protein 82-like. NCBI's taxonomy places the organism in Eukaryota, Metazoa, Chordata, Actinopteri, Labriformes, Labridae. The record is from RefSeq and is a predicted model, not a curated record.
GAAGGACUACAGCCCCGGCACAUGGGGCGAAACCCAACCACUUGGCCAUCUGCGCCCCAUUUGCUGCAUCUUUGAAAUACCUGAUAUCUAAGAACCACUGUUAGCAAAGUGGGACUCGUGAUACGUUCUGAUUGCUCCCCUCAGUGUAAUCAUCUGUCUGAGUGUACUUUCAAUCGCUUUCAUCAGGAAAUGAUUGAGCAGGCAAACUCACUCAAAUCACCUCUGACCUUUGAAACUUAAACAUGAAGGACACUCAGACCUGAUCAGGAGAAAUAAAGUCAAAGAAGAGGUUUGGCUCGCAGGGAUUCAGCACUUGUAGUUUUUAAUCAUGUUCUUGGACCAUUAGUGGUAUGAGCAAGUGUUAGUUGCCUUUUUUUGUGUUCCCUUCUUGAAAAAAGAACAACAUAAAAAUGUUUCUCCUAUUACCUUGGAUCCUGGGAACGUCUGAAUGGACACCUUUUUAUUCAAACCCAAUGGAUAGCCUUUUUCAAGGUGAGUUUAAUAUUGUCUGUACUUCUGUGUCAAGUUUCUUUACUGACUUUUUAUACUCAUUCACUUGUGUUUGUACUUUUAACAAAGGACUUGUUGGUGCGUGUGCAAUAUCAAUGGUCUGCAAUUUGAUGAGAGUUUACUACUUUGUUCAAACAUGCAGUGAUUCUGAAACUGAGAGCACACAAAGCUCACCCUCACCUGGUAAUAAUCUGAGCUGGGACUGGAGAUCAGCUCUCCAGUUCUGGUCUCUGACAGUCCUCCUGCCCCUGGUGGGCUCAAGGGUCUCCUCCCUGAUGGUUCUGGAGUUUUCUCUCAGAACUGUCUCAGCUUGGGCAUCAGCAGGACGGGAUGCUAAUGUCAGAGACCUGGACAUGCUCCUGAUCCAGAGUCAGUUCUCCCUGGGCUGUGGCCUCUCCUGCACUAUGGCCUUUCUCCAUCAGGGGGCCCCACACAGCUCUCUCAGCUUGUUCCUGGCAGCUGCUCUCAGUUGGGCACUGGCAGGUGUCAGCCACAGUCUGUGGCUUCAUGUGGCCAGACUGUUCCCUCUACACAGCACAGAGCGGUACUGUUGGAAAUGCAUCAGCCUGCUGACCUCUGGACACACCAUCCUUACUACACUGCAAAGAGUGGUCAUUUUGUUCUUCGCUCUGGCCACUGUGGCCUCCACCGCUACGGUUUACGACCACUUCCUGUCCCAGAAGGAUGCUCUGAAGUUCUGGACUCCACUGACACUCUGCUACACCAUGUUGUUGGUCUAUAUUCAAGAGGAUCAGAAUCGUAACGCUGGUUCAGAGUCCGUGCUGCGCACUGUAGUGAUGCGGCUGGGAGCCUUACUGGUGCUUAUGCUGACUGUGGGAGACUGGACCGAUGUCCUUCAGAUCCCCAUCACUUUCCUGGGUGAAGCUGCCUGUUUGCUGCCCUCACAGGACCUGCUGCAAGCUGUGUUGAAGGAAGAAGAAGACACACAAGUGAGCAAAUACAAACCUAGCUCCAGUCACAAAACAAGAGAAAGCACAAGGAAAUCAUCAUCGGAUGAAAGAUGAUGGUGUACCUGAAAUCUACCUCAAUCUCAAGAAGUGUGAAGAAGAAGAAGAGUUAUACUGGACAUUGAUACAUCAAAAUUGUGUGUUGUUGUGUCCAUGGUGUUGUUCUCCUGGUGAAAUAAAUUGCUGGAAUAUU